UGGUUUUCCUGUGUGAAGGCGGCGGAAUCUUGUGAAAAACGCCCCGAAGAGCAGCUGCAGCAAACCGGGACUCGAGAGCUUUCGCCUCCUCAGGCUUUCAAUCCAAUUCUCGCUACAGAAGCUGAAGGGAUUUGUAAACCACACGGCGUCACCAUGGCAGAGGGCGAAGGAUCGGCGGCCAAAUCCCAACAAAUUACCAACAGUUCCUUCCGGAAGUCCUUGUACGCGCUGGAGCAGUGGCCCAGUGCGAUCGAAUCGCUCCGGAACCAAAACCAGUCGCCGGAAUUUGCGAACAUGAUCGGCAGUUUGAUUGACAGGACUCUCUCUGAACUUGAGGUUAUUUCCUCCCUCGUGGACAAGCAGUCUAAAAGGCAGGAGCACCAAGGCGACGACAAGGGUAAGGAGACAGCCUCGAAUCCUGGGCCGAGUGGUGAGAAAGGAGAGGAACCCGGACAAGAAAGCAGCACGCCUGUGGAGAGCCUGAAAAGGUCGAGUCCUGAGACCGUGCCACAGCAGGCGGAGGCUGCGAAACCGCCGGUCGUGAAGAAAGCUCGUAUGAAAUAUACCCCCUUGCGAAAGCCCAGUGUUUAAGUUGACUGCCGUGUUCCUGUAUCGAUUUCUUCUUUUUUAUUUUAUUUACGACCGGACAUGCAAUAGAUAUGGCUCAGUCAAUACAAGCCUGUUUUUGACGAGCGCUUUUAUUGUGUUUGACGGACCAGGUGGCAUUUCUUCACAAUGCGCACUUUUGCAUUAUCGUUUUAAGUCUACUCAUUUGGUCGAACUUACAGAUGUGUCGUGCGCAUAAAAAGUUUGAAAAGUGAAUGUUACCUUCGCACGACUCAUUCACAACAUUAUGCCAUCUCACGUGUCAUUUUCUUUCAUAUUGUAUUCUGCAUUUUAACACAUUCGGCAGGUUUCGUACGGCCGUUUGUACUGACACUGCACUCAAUAAACCACAUGUAUAAAUUUUUGACGUGAUCCACAGGCACCAAUAUUCUGAAUGUGCAACUGUCAUGCACUUGUGUUACUGCGCAACCCUUGAUCCCAUGCACAAGACAAGCAACAGCUUUUGUAUAUUCAAAAUAGUAUUUGUCCCACAUGAUUGUACACAAGCAUUGUUGUAUGAAUAUCUAAGUCAUAUCUGAUGAUUCUUACAAUCUCGCAUAAGAAGUUUGGCAUGAGUGAUUCAGAAACAUCGUCAGGCAUGUCUUGUGUGUGAUUUCUAAGGUGAGAUUGCUUCUCAUGUUCCUGUAAACAUGCGAGGCAUCUAUGUUGAUCUUUAUUGUUGGGAAUGUGUAAUUCCUCUAUGCUGUAUAUUUAAAAAUGUGCAAAACAUGGCAAGUUUAAUUCUGGAAUUUUGGUGACAUGUAUUUAGUGUUAUUCGUAAUGCUUGUAAUGAUCUUAUUUUGCUACCGCCAUUCCAUGCUCUGCAGGUGCUUCUUGUGUGGAUUUUAUUAAAUCAGUCAGAUUUUUUGUUCUCUGCUUGAUACAAAUGUCAUUUAAUGCAUGCAGACAUGGCCUGUUGGCUUACACUGAUCACAUAAUUUGGCCACCAUAAACAAGAUAAUUGUCAGUUGCAUUCUAGCUAUCAUCAGUAAUUGCAACAAUGAUAUGGUUCAGGCUGAGACAUGAAAUUUUCCUGCUAGAGGCUGUCUAACAACUGUUUCUGCAGUGACACCAUAUUAUGCUUCCAAGAACUCGCAUGUAAGAUGGCUUCAUUUAUUUGAGCCCAUUGGGGAUUUUAGUCCAUGCUGGUAAUACAACAAAACGUAUUGUAUAGCCAGAUGUUUAUUUGAAAGGGUUAGGGGGAUAGCCUUGUUUGGGCUAGAGAAAAGAAAGUAUGUGGUUUUCAAAUCACCUUAGCUAUUUGUCACAUCAUAUGAAGAUGAAAACAUAAUUUAUGGUCCCUACAUAGACAAGUACACACAUCAGCAGUGCAGUUCAGUUGCUUGCAAAAGCAUUUUAAUGCAUGAAUAUUAGAGAACAAGAGUACUGAAGCAUUACAGUAAUAUUUCAAACAUUUGAAUAGUAAAAUGUUCUUGUACUACAUAAAGAAAAUGCAGCAGUAACGGGUGGAUUGGGAUAGAUUUAGUUGAUCCUUCUGGUAUGACUAACUGCACUUAGAGAUUCAAAUCUCGGUGGGCAUUCUGAGCAUUAAAAAUGUAUCCCUUGUUAAACCUGU
Molecule: messenger RNA, 2182 nt
Organism: Dermacentor silvarum
Lineage: Eukaryota; Metazoa; Arthropoda; Arachnida; Ixodida; Ixodidae
Exons: 1
Source: RefSeq, a predicted model, not a curated record